Messenger RNA from Phytophthora sojae, 1512 nucleotides. RefSeq lists its product as hypothetical. Gene Ontology annotation, biological process: nucleocytoplasmic transport. NCBI's taxonomy places the organism in Eukaryota, Oomycota, Peronosporomycetes, Peronosporales, Peronosporaceae. Bases 1 to 1416 code for a protein of 471 amino acids. The transcript has 7 exons. The record is from RefSeq and is a predicted model, not a curated record. Gene Ontology annotation, cellular component: nuclear pore. Gene Ontology annotation, molecular function: protein binding.
AUGACCUGGAUCGUGCCCAAGGAGGACGCGGUGACGCUCGGCGAGCUGCACGGCGAGCUCUACAGCGUCUCGCAGCACGAUGACGCGCACCUGGGCGACGAGUUCAUCCGCCGCGGCGGCCGCGUGUACCACCCGGCGCGUGUGGCGAGCGCUAAGCCGCGGCCCUUCGGCCAGAGCGAGUCGCUGACGGAUGAGCAGGACGAGGAGCUGGACUCGGGCGCGCUGCGGCUGCUGAAGCGCACGCUGCGCAGCGCCAGGAGCUUCCUGAUGGACGAUGAGCUGAAGCUGCUGAACACGGCGCUGGAGGCUGCUGGGGGCGCCGCGCAGAGGCUCCUGAGCGCUGCGACGGGCGCGGAGGACGAGGAGCUGCCGGAGCCAUCGGAGCUCGUGGCGGACUCGGCCACGGGCGAGAGCAUCGUGGACCUGAGCUGGCACCCGACCAAGAACCUGCUGGCUGUGGCGCAGCUGGACGGAGUUGUCGCGCUCUACCACGUGGAGAGCGCGACGUGGGACGCGCGCGUGCUGGAACACCCCAGGCAGGUGGACGUUGGCAGCAUUGAGUGGGGCAAGUUCACGGGGGACACGCUGGCCGUGGCCUGCAGGUCGGGAGUGUUCCUGUGGAAGGUGCCGCAGAAGAAGAAAGAACCGGUGCUGCUGGAGAUUUUGAAGCACCCGAGCAACGCCCCAUUCAGCCAAGUGAGCUGGAACGCGGACGGCAGUUUGCUGGCGGCUUUUGGAAAAGGAUCGAGGUCGGUGAUUGUGUUCGACGCCAUCUUCUCCAGGAAAACCGAGCUGCAGAGCCCGUACAAGCUGGCGGCGCUGCAUUGGUCGCCGACUGGCGAGUAUUUAUUCGUGACCACAGAGAGUGGCGUGUCGUUGAUGUGGGAGACCCUGACCUGGAAGAGGGAGACGUGGGAGAUUGCCGCCGGGGGCUGUGGAUGGUCGAGUGACGGCAGGUGCAUGCUCGUGGCGCUUCGGAACAGCGACCUUCUGUAUCCGUACAUUUUCCAGGAUUGCCCUCCAUCGAUAGACGCACAGAUUAGUUCACCCGCUCUCGAGUUCGCUGAGAAGGAGCUGUUUUCGCUGGACCGAAGCACGUCUGCCAUUGUUGGUGGCAAGGUCCAAAACAUCGCAUGGGAUCAAAGUGGAACAAGGGUAGCAGUCACGUAUAAAACUACUGCAUCGGGCUCUCACCAAGCUGGCACCUCGAAGUUGGUCGCCAUUUUCAGCGUGGCUUGGCAGCCUUUCCUGAUUUUCACACGCAGUGGACUAUUGCGCGGACCUCCUAACGCCGGCGUGCCGCGAAAGCUUGCAUUUGCCUCAAACUUCAAGCAUGGAGCACUGUUGAGUGUUGCCUGGAGCAGCGGCUUGAUCUCAUUCCACCCGUUCUAUUUGCAAGACCCCAAAGCGCCGUAGCUUCUUCCCUAGUGCAUCGUGUUAGAGGACAUUCACGCAGCUGAAGGACGAGGCAGCAUCAAGACUAAGCGUCCAAAUUGAGAGCUGCUGCAUUGC